Molecule: messenger RNA, 867 nt
Organism: Linderina pennispora
Lineage: Eukaryota; Fungi; Kickxellomycota; Kickxellomycetes; Kickxellales; Kickxellaceae
Exons: 1
Coding region: 1-867 (288 amino acids)
Source: RefSeq, a predicted model, not a curated record
AUGGGCUUCAUGAAGAAGAUCAAAAAGUCGUAUGUUUUUACGCACAUGGAGGUCGGCAAGUACACGAAGCGCCGCACCAACAGCGCACAGAACAUGGAGAUCGACUACAACAGCGCGGGGCGUGUGGCCACGACAGAAUUCAUCAGCGAGUUUGAUGAGCCGAGAUCAACCCCCGUGACAGCUGUGCGCGCCAUGACCGCGCCCACCUGGUCGUCCAACAGCCUGCAGCAUGCCGACCGGUCUCCAGCCUCCAGCCAGGCCACCACCGCUGUGUCGUCGCCGCCGACGCCCACCAGCGAGCACAGCGAGUUCCCGGUGCCGCGCCCACGCCCCAAGCCCGCCCGUGCUGCCCGCUCGGCUGUCGACAUGCAGUCAGUGUAUUUUGCCCCCGGGCGCAACGUCAAGACGCCCAACGCAGCCACCGGAAACUCGCUGUAUCCGUCGGACAAGCCGCAGUUUGACAAAAACUCGGCCAGCUCCAUGGACUACUAUGUGUUUACGCCCACACGGCGCGAUGCCUCGGCGGCCAUGCCGCUGGACGAGCGCAAGCGCCAUCGCGCGCAGGUCAAGGCCGACCAGGCCACCUCAGCCCUGCAUAAGCACGAGCUGGCGGCUGAGGCCAGCGCUCCUGCGUCGCUGCCCACAAACACGAAUCCGUUUGUGGCUCGGCGCAAGAAGGCGCAGCAGCUGACAAGCCAGGGCUGGAACACUGCCAACCCCUUCGACGACCCGAUUGUCAACUCGGGCCGUGGCGGAGACCGCUCUGGGCUGGACCCGAACGACCCGCGCAAGUACCUAAAUACUCCCGUGUACGCCAACCAGGCUGGCGGCUUCGGCCCCAAUGCCGGCCUGGAUCUGCUUGCGUAG